Molecule: messenger RNA, 2278 nt
Organism: Coregonus clupeaformis (lake whitefish)
Lineage: Eukaryota; Metazoa; Chordata; Actinopteri; Salmoniformes; Salmonidae
Product: CD9 antigen-like
Exons: 10
Coding region: 186-1004 (272 amino acids)
Cellular component (GO): membrane
Source: RefSeq, a predicted model, not a curated record
UGGACUUAAUCCAGACGAAAUCCCACAAUAAAAUUGUCUUCACGCACAUCGUCUGAAAUUUAAGAACGGUUUGGUGUCUCAGUUCCAUUCUGCAGUGUGAAGAGACUGAUCUGCAUGCAAAGAAUCCAGGACACCAGACUGUAUUUCUGAUUUCCUGAUUGUAGCGUGUUAGCAAACCGUUGAUCAUGGCACUGGACGGAUGUGGCCAGCUGUGUAAGUGUGUCCUCAUCCUUUUCAACAUCAUUUUUGGCCUGGUGGGUUUUGCGAUGUUGGGGUUGGGCUUGUGGCUGAGGUUCAGCUCUGAGACCAGAGGAUUUUUCAACAUAGACCUCAACACGCAACAGUUUGUCAUCGGAGUGUCAGUGUUGAUUGUGUUAGGAGCAGUGAUAUUGCUCGUGGCUGCUUUCGGAGACUAUGGAGUGUGCAAUGAGAAUAGGACUGCUUUGGGAGUGUUUUCCUGCCUGCUGGCUAUCCUGGCUGUGGUAGAGAUUGGAGCCGGUGUGUUCGCCUACAGGAGAAGCGAUGAGGUGGGGGAGCAGCUGGCAAAAUUCUAUACGUCUGUGUACGCUCAGUAUGUGGACAAAAGAGACCCUGGCUUGGCUGUUACCCUGUCCAUGUUCCACAAUGCGUUGCACUGCUGUGGACUCAUUGGUGCCUUGGACCCCUUGGUCCAAAAAACAUGUCCCGAAACCGGCAUUUUUGAGACUUUCACUCUCCCUGCCUGCCCCACAGUGAUCAUCAACAUCUUUGAGUCCAAUGCGCCUCUGGUAACGGGCCUCUUCCUUGGGACUGCUGCUAUGCUGAUCUUGGCCCUGAUGUGCAGCGCCCUCCUCAGCAAAGAGAUCCAGCGCUCCCAGUCCUCUCCUCCCCCCUACGUCCUCCUCUCCUCAACUACAGUCCUCUCCUCCCCUAACCAGGACCCUGUGUUCUUCACCCCGCUUCCCGUCGUAAUACCUGUGGCUGAUGCACUAUCACAGCCCAGGUGUGCUGCAGCAUCCUCAUGAAACAGAUCAAGAUGAGUCGUCUCUCUGCCCCUGUGAACUACUCCUAGGCCGUGUACUGAGGGGACAGGAACACAUUUUUCUCCGCUAGGAGACCAAACCAGAUGGUUGUCAUUCAGUGACCAUCACCCCGUCCUUUCACUUAAUACUUCUGGUGAGGUGCCCAAUAAAAAUGGAUGUCCUAAUUAGCUUUCAUUCAUUUGCGUAGCUGGACAGGACUCUAGAUCAUCUGGACAUGCCAUUAGCAGGGCUCAGAAUGAGACCACGCCAUCCAUUUAGAUGACAUAUGAACAGGGCAGACGACACUGUUGCUCAGUAGCAGCUGUUUGUUCUGCCAGUCUUCCCACUGUAAUCCUUAAUCUUCAUAUUUCAUUUCUUAAGGUUAUAAUUUGAGGAUUUAACUGUCAACUGGAUUAAUCCGUAAUUGGUUCUCUAUGCCAAAUUGAGUACAUUAACAAUGUAGUUUGUUAAUAACAUCUUUAAUCUAUCUACACAAUUACAAUCCCCCUACUGCCCUGAGGUGACAUGAAACAUCGGAUUUCAUCAUUCCAUGUUUGGAUGUUGAUGUUGGAUGGUAUCAUAUGCAAAGUUGAGUCAGGGAUCCUUAAAUAUGGCUAUGGAACAUUCCAUUUGUUUGACUUCUUAAUCUAUUAUUUGAUGCCAUUUCUACCAUGUGAACAACUGAUUUUUAUAAGCGAACUGUAAUGUAUUCAACAGGGAUACAUUUCCUUGUAAUUUUGAGUCACUCCAAUCGCAGCGCAUGUGUAACCUACAACCUUAUUGCUCAUGGGAAUCAUAUCUCCCUGAAUGCCCCGUCAGGCAGCAGUUGUAAUGGAGGCUUCGGAGUGUGAUAGAAUAAGCACUUCAUAUGGAGUGCCUUGGUACUCUAGCCAAAGUGUUGCCCUGUAAAUGCAGGCCGUGUCAGGCAGGAGUGGGCCAAAUGGUGUACCUAACCAAGUGUCUUGUAGGAAGUCUUAUUUUAUAGGUCUUAAUGAGAAUGUCUAUUUCCAAUGCUUGUUUUGCACUGUGAGAACCGCUUAUGUUCUGUUGCAAGCUAAUACUACUGACUGUAACAUGGCACCAAAUGUGGAGCUUUUUGUUAAAUAUGUGUUUUUUCCCCUUUGAUGUCAUUGUGCUUACUGCAUGACUGAAUAAGUCCUUGAGAAUAACACAUCAUUGACCAAUUCUGAGUAAAUGUAUAUUUAUUAAUUUGUUCAGUCGUCCAGCUUUGGUCCUACAAAUGAAUAACAGUUAAUGUAACAAAGACCGCAAAUACA